This is a messenger RNA of Porites lobata, 2983 nucleotides long. Lineage: Eukaryota; Metazoa; Cnidaria; Anthozoa; Scleractinia; Poritidae. The record is from the annotation of a GenBank genome assembly.
AUGGGUUCGCCAGUUCAUAGACCCGACGGCCUUGCCAUGCUGAUGAGUCCCAAAAAGGGCGAAACAGCUGCCCAGGUGAUGUCAGUGUUGAUAAUUGGAGAAGUUAUUCAAGCUGUUUCACUGCAGGUUAGUUCAAUUAUUCGAAGUAAAGUUGCAAAAAGAUAAAAUCACUGUAUGUCUUCAGAGCAUCGUUAUUCAAAUUGAUACAACAGAUAUAUUUUACUUUAGAAAAAGUUGAUUGCAAACCGCCUCAAGUUUCUUUAAUUUUGCCCAUUCGUUCCUUCCUUUAUAUUUGGUCUAUUUGCUAUGUUGGCUUCAAAACUUAUUAAUAAUUCAUAGAGAAAAAACCGAAAGAAAUUAAUGUUUAUUUAGUCUCUUUAUAUCUGAUAAAGACACGGCUAAACUUGACCAAAAUAGCCCCAAAUCUAAAUAUUAGUGCAAGAAUGAGUUGAUAUCAGAGAUUUUGAAGCCGUUCAAAAAACUCCCAGUCGUGUAGGUCCGUGUAUUAUCGGGCCAGCCUCCAGUUUUUGUGUUUUUAAACCUGAUAAUACACUCCUGCUAGUUUUAUUAAACAGUACUUAACGUUCCUUCAUCAUUUCCGGAACCAGUUGCUGCCUAGCUAAUGGCUGAAUUUGGGCAAAUUUUGUUAACUAGGCCCCAUCAUAAGCCAUUUCCGCCCUUGCAACCGUCGUGUAAGUGCUAGUUGUCACCGUAGCGAAUUAGAGUGAAACCUCGAUAUAACGAACCUUUAUGUAACGAAGUCCUCGGUAUUGGCCAUUUCGGAGUUGCGUAAGGAACUGGGGCGGGUUUCAAAUUUAUACUAAUCGAUGAACUGACACCACCAUAUAAAAGGUCAUGUUGAGAUUGGUUAUUUGACCAAGUUUGCUGCUCUAAGGUUGAACAGGGAUCAAGUUAUGACUCUUGAAACAUGGUUAAAAACAAUACAAACGUCUGUAAUUUUGUUACAGCGUCACCCAAAACCAUAUAAACUCUUCAUUUUUUUUCACGAUUUCUGUGACAUUCCCGAAAAUGGGCAAACAUAGUAAUUUUCGAAUUAGUUUCUGCCAAGUAGUAGAUGCUUGACGAAUUUUACAGUUUGACAGAAAAGCUGAAAAAUAUUUUAAAGAUCGAGUUUACAUGGUUUUUGGGGACGCUAUCACAAAAUUAUAGAGACGUUUGUAUGAAUCUUUAACCAUGCUUCAAGGGUCAUAACUUGAUCCCUGUCCAACCUUAGAGCACCAAACUUGAUCAAAUAAGCUUUUUUAUUAUUCAUUCAAAAUAUUUUCCCGAUUCUGAUUGGCUAAAAGCACCCGUUCCAUUCACCAUAUCCAGUUACUGAUGACCAAAUUUGGAAGAAUUUUGUGUUAAACGACGAAAUGACGUCAAAAAUGCAGCGUUUUCGCAGGUUAAGGCACCGUUAACCGAGAAGACCUGGGGACGAGGUUGAGUUGUUUUGCUUGUGAACUUGAAAAAUGGCGGACAUUUCACUCGUUUCAAGAGUAAGAACUAGGCGAAAAAAUAGCUAAAAACAUGGCAAGAACAGCAAGAAGACAACUCGAAGGGCGACAUCUGCUAUUUGGAGAAUAUUUGCCGAGCUGCACAAACCUAAACGUGCACUAUCGAAGAUGAACUUAACAUCGAUGGAUCGAUGGAGGUGAGCAUGUUUUAGCCAUGUUUUUAAACUAAGAAUUAUUUUGAAUGAAUAAUAAAACAAUUGUUGAAUUCGGCUUUCAUAUCAUAUGAAGAAUUAUGGAGAUCUCCUCGAUCUCCAUAAUUCUUCACAAGAUACUCAGCCACAUGCAUUCAUUAAUUGUUAAAUAUGGUGGUGUCAGUUUAUCGAUUAAUUCAUAUUUGAAACUCUCCCCAGUUCCCUACGCAACUCCACAACGGCUAAUAACGAACGAUUUUCUUUACCCCAGUGAUAGUAAGAUAUAUGACAGAGUACCUCGAUAUAACGAAACCUCUUUAUAGCGAACAGAUUUUUCCAGUCGUUCCUUGAGCCUUCGUUAUAUCGAGGUGCCGCUGUAGUUGGUAAGCGCAACAGUGUCCACAGGCACUGGACGAAAGCCAAACGUGCCUUGAUGUCCGGCACAAAUGGCUCGAUUUGAUGGCCAAACAAUGAAGGUUUUUUCCAGCAGAUCUCCCAGAGAGUAGCUUGGGCUGGAGCUGAAAAAAAUUGCUGCGGAUUUGAACUUCUGCAAAAAACUGGCAUUUUUAUGGCGACUUGCAAAGGCGGCGCUACAGGUGGGGCAAGUGGGGCAUUAACUCCACAAAUUUUCAACUUUGGGACAACUCAAAUUUGUGCAGGCUGAGAUGUACUUUAGUCUGGCAAGCUAAGAAUCCUUGGACCAGAUGAUCAUACACUGCAUGAGGCGAUCGCUGCUGCCACAGCUACAAACUCUCAGAGCGCAGCUUGGUACUGAGACAGACCUUGGAUUGACACAAAUGUCCAGCUGGCCACAAGAUCCCUACUUUGCUUUUUCAUCCUUAAUUAUAUACGUCUCAUGAGUGUGGAAGUGUGAAAGUACAUUAAUCUUCUUUCUCGUCCCAAGUUCUACACUUCUCAGAGGUGUGGAAGUGUGGAAAAGUCUGACAAAGGUAGGAUAUUGUCACAUUUUCCCCCCAGUCACGAACCCUUGUCAUUCUCUACCUAGUAAUACACUUCUCAGAGGUGUAGAAGUGUGGAAAAGCCCAACAAAGUCAGGAUAUUGUCACACUUUUCCCCAAGUAACCAACCCCUUGUCAUUCUUUAGUUAGUUGUACCCUUCUCAGAGGUUUCGAAGUGUGGAAAAGUCCAACAAAGUCAGGAUAAUGGUGCACUUUUCUCCCAGUCACAAACGCCUUUUUACUUUUACUUAGUUCUACACUUCUCAGAGGUGUGCAAGUGUGCAGUAGUCUGACAAACCGAGUUUAAUGUUGCACUUUCCCUGGAUGAGUCACUUUUCCACACUUCCACACCCCUGAGAAGAGUAGAACUAAGUAA